Messenger RNA from Microtus ochrogaster (prairie vole), 1248 nucleotides. RefSeq names its product B and T lymphocyte associated (gene Btla). NCBI's taxonomy places the organism in Eukaryota, Metazoa, Chordata, Mammalia, Rodentia, Cricetidae. Gene Ontology annotation, molecular function: signaling receptor activity. The transcript has 6 exons. Gene Ontology annotation, cellular component: plasma membrane. Gene Ontology annotation, biological process: immune response-regulating cell surface receptor signaling pathway. The coding region runs from base 1 to 921 and encodes 306 amino acids. The record is from RefSeq and is a predicted model, not a curated record.
AUGAAGACACUUCCUGCCAUGCUUGGGAUUCCAGGGUUGUUUAGCAAACUCUUGAUCCUGCAUGUGGGCUUCUGGAGCAUCCUUGGUAAGGCACCUGCUAAAAGGACUUCUUGUGAAAAGCCAUGUCAAGUACAAGUUAUCGUUCCCAGGCAUUCAGAACAAGCCACAGUGGGAGAGUUCUUUAAAAUGGAAUGUCCUGUGACAUAUUGUGCUCAGAGACCUAAUGUGACUUGGUGCAAGUACAGUGGAGGAAACUGUUUACCUCUUGAGAUUGGACCUCAGCAACAUACUGGUUGGGAAGACAAGGACGGUGGUUCAGUUUUUACUCUCCAUUUUGAACCAGUUUAUCUCAGUGACGAUGGAUCGUAUAGUUGUUCUGUAAACUUUAAUUCUGAGAUUAUUAAUAGCAACAUAAUAUGCCUCCAUGUGACAGACAGGACUCAAAAUUAUUCAGAACACCAUUCAAUAACAGUGUCUAAUAUCCCAGGUGCCACCAAUGCCUCAGGACCACCCACCAUGGAAGAGAGGGGGAGCAGGACCUGGCUGCUUUACAGCUUGCUUCCCGUGGUGCCACUGCUUUUGCUGCUUGCCUGUUUCUGCCUGGUCUGUUUCCUGAAAAGGCACCAAGGGAAAGGAAAGAAUUCUGACUCAGCAGGAAAGGAAAUUAACCUGGUUGAUAUCGCAGUGAGUCCCAGGGAAAAUUCCCAAACACUGCCCUCAGAAACUGCCAUUUAUGAUAAUGAUCCCUGGUCAAGUGGGCAGGAAAGUUCUGAAUCCACAACUAAUCCACAAUCGGAGGGAAACAAACAGGGCGUUGUGUAUGCUUCCCUGAAACAUUCGAUUAUUGGAAGGAAUCCAAGACAGUCAAGCAGCAUGCAAGAGGCACCCACAGAGUAUGCGUCUAUUUGUAGGAGAAGUUAAACCUUGCACUGAUGCAUGACAUGGAGGGACCAUGAAUACCAUUGUCUGGACCUCCAGUGUCAAAUAACCUUCUUCAACCUGGGAUUUUCACCUUCAGAUGGUUCGUGCUGGGGCUGUGUCUUAAAGAUCCAUGGAAUACUUAGUUAAAAUUUUUCCUGAAAACUCUGAAGGAGUUUUGUACAAGAGCCUUGAAGAAUAGACUUUUCUCUGGAAAAACUCAUAGCACAAAUUGCCGCAUAAUAGAAUGUUUAAAUCUGACCAUGCCUUACCCAACAUGUGAAUUUAAUAUUUCCCUUGGAACUAUCAGAGCGACUUAUAGAGAAGAAA